AAGUACUAACUAAACGUUUUUGGUAAGAUGGCGUGCUAUUGCGUUUGAGAAAGCUAUUUACUUUUUUCAAAAUAUUAUUGAAAAGGGAAACUUUUAAUGCAACUAUUUGAUUACAUUUUGUUGUAAAAAUGUGGCACGAAGCGAGAAAGCAAGAGCGGAUGAUCCGAGGAAUGAUAGUGGAUUAUCGGCGUCGAGCGGAGCGUCGUAAGGAUUUUUAUGAGAAAAUCAAAGCGGAACCAACACAAUUCCUGCAGCUUCAUGGACGGCCUUGUAAAAUACACUUGGAUCCGGCGGUAGCAGCGGCUGGUGAAGGCCCAGCUAUUAUGAUGCAAUGGCAGGGUGACCCACAAAACAUGAUAGACCGUUUUGAUGUGCGGGCACAUUUAGACUUCAUACCAGAAGUGAAGUAUCCGGACAUACCACCUGAAGAGCUAAGUACAGAAGAAAGGCAAUGUAACUAUGAGAGAUACAGAAUCCUGGCUCAAAAUGCAUUUCUUGGCAUAAGUGAAGAUAAAUUCCUCCAACAACUUGCAAUCGAAGAGCAGUUUGGUGUCACAAUAGAAGAAAAGGAAAUGCAGAGAGAAAAACUUCACGAAAGGAAAGGGACCGGUGCAGCUAUAGGCUACAAUUAUAAUGAUCCAGGAGCCCAACCCUCUAGCUCUAACGGCCCCGAAGUAAAAAAAGUGGAACAGAAAGAGUCUGAUGAUGAUUCUGACCUUGACAUCAUUGAUGUGGACCUCAGUAUUGAUGUGAACAAGAUGGAUGCAUCACAGGCUCACAUACUGAACUCGGUGGGACCUCAAUUUGGAAUGGCUGGUUGCGAUCUGUUCUCCUUCCUCACCGGGGAUGCAGAUGACGCGGAACACCAGAAGCAACUGCUGCGAGAGGAGAAAGAGAAGGCGAUGUUUUCUGGGAGGAAGAGCAGGAGAGAACGCAGGGCACAUAGAGACAAGAAGUUAGCUACCCGAGUAGUGUCCCCGCCCUCCUACGCGGUGACAACCACUCCCCGCUCGCGCUCCGCCAGCCGCAGCCGCAGCUCCGCCAGCCCGGAACACACACACAUUGAGUUCAUCACCUCCUUCGGAGACGACCCCCCUCCGCCUCCCAAACCGUUGUACUCUGAUAAAUUAAAGCAGAAUUUGAAGAGGGAACCGCUUUACUCCGAUGUGGUUCGCAAACCAAAACCCAGGCGAUCGAGUUCCUCCGAAAGACCAGAAAUGGGACCGCAUUUCCCUUCAAAAUCCCGUUCGCGCUCAAGGUCAAGGUCACCAAUGAAGUCCCGUUCGAGGUCUCUAUCGAGGUCCCGAGGGUCAAGAUCCGUUUCGAGAGCUCGAUCUGAUAGAUCUAAAUCUCGUUCAAGACCUCGAUCGAUUUCUCGCUCGCGAUCGCGGUCGUGGAGAAAGUCUCGGUCGUAUUCCUCGAGGUCGAAGUCAAGGUCAUUCAGCCCGAGACGGUCAAGGUCACGGUCAAGGUCACGUAACUACAGGAGACGUUCGCGAAGCCCUCAAAAUCAGACUAGUGGCUAUGACAAGCAUAUUAACUCGAGGUCCAAAUCUUUUGAAAGCUCGGAUCGCGGUUCCCAGCCCGUGCCGCGGUACUACGGGCGACGAGCUGAGGACAAGUCUUCUAGUGAACUGUCGCUAGACUCCGACAGUAGCGACGACCAACAAAACAAAUCGGCAGUCAAUAAAGCCAACACAAACCAGAAUCAGUUACGAUUGUCUGGAUCCAGCUCCAAAGGUCCUUCGCGUGAGACGCUCUCUCUCAAGGAGAAACUGAAGAGGAAAAUGCAAGCGCAGUUGUCAAGGCAACUGAAGGCGGACAAACGCGCGGAAGCGGCGCGCGUGGAGCGCGAACACAGGAGACAGGCGCGACGCGAACAUGAGAUGAGGCAGCUGGCCAUCAAGCUUAGACGCAGGCAACGAGAGAUGAGGCAUCAACAAAAUCGCAGGUCCAGCGACGAAUUCUCCGACGGUAGCCGUUCGCGAUCGUCUUCCAGGGAUUCACAUCCAGACAAACCAAGAGAAAAUCGGAGUCUUUCGAAAAGCCCAUCUCCUAAACCUAUCCCAGUGUGGGAAACCAACAGAAAUGUCCCCCCGCCGCCGUAUACCAAACCGGAAACAAACGAAAAUAGCUCUUAUUCCAACCCACGAAAGCGUUACACAGGUACCGAGCACAAAGAACACAGAAAUGAAUAUAAUGACCACAAAAGUGAGUAUAACGAACACAGGAAUGAAUACGAAAGGCCUAAUUAUAAUCCUAACAGAUUCGAAAGGUACCCGAAUAGAGAUUUUAAUAACCGUCAAGGGGAAAAUUUCAAUCGGUUCGAACAUAAUGAUAGUAGGUGGGACCAGGGGUAUCCUAGAAGGCGACCGUAUGGUUAUCGCGGGGGACACAGGGGGAUGAGGCGCGGGGGGGAACACUAUGACGAUGGACCUUCCAAUAGUUCCAAUCAAUAUCAUAGACAUAAUGAUUACAGGGAGGAAUCUGACGAACAACCUAAAAUUAAGCUGGUAGAUUAUUAGGACGAUAUAUCAAAUUAACCCCCGUUUACAUGGGCGUAAAAAAUAAGAUGGCGUUGGCGUAUUUUUAUUGAUUUCGUAUAUAUGUAUAUAAGUUUACACGGCAUUCAACCCACCGUGACAACCAUGAAGCUAUAUCACUUUUUGAUGCAAGGUUCAUCUUAUUAAUAUUGCUAUCUCUUUUAAUACAAUAUAACCUUGCCUUUAAACGUUCGUAGUAGCGCUGAUUUCAGUAUUACCUAUUUAUAGUUUCAUGUUCCCAACACAUAGUCCUCAAAAUACGAUAAAAAUGCGUGGACGGACAUAGUGUUCCAUUCUCCCACAUACGUUCCACGGGAAAAGGUAUCUUAUGAAGAGAAGUCAAUUUCUCUUGUUCAUUUUUAUUAUAAAUGCGUAUAAUACGUUGUAAGCGGUUACCUUUUCUCGUGGCUUAUCACAUAUUUUUCACGCAUUAAAAUGACGCCACAUCACAUAUUUUUCACGCUUGACGAAAUGACGCCCGUUUGAACGAAGGAAAUGAACGUAAAAUUGCCAAUUAUUGGAGAUAAAAGUUGUUUAUUUUUAUUUUAAACCGUUUGAUGCAUUUUGAAUUGUUCAGUACUUUAUAUUUCAUGACCUAUUUAGCCUAUUAGUGUUCUUUACAGUUUGUCAAGGAAGUGUCUUCACUUUUGGAACAGAUUUUUGAUGAAUUAAAUUUGUUUGCCAUUGCAACAUCAAACAUAAUUGUUAAGAUUGGUUGGUAAACACACUGGGUGUUCACUACUGUGGCCAGCCAACAGGAGAUAGCACCCUCGUUUAAUUUCUUCAUUUAACAGAUUGUAUUUGUUACUAUGCUAAGGAUAGCCAUAGUUUUUGUAAUUAAAAAAAGUUUGUUUUAGGUCAUUACUAUUAUUCAUUUUGAUUGUGGCUCGGAAACUGAAUAUAGAUUAAGCUACACGUCUCUACAUAUAUCAUGAGAGAACACAAAGGUUGUGUGAGAGGGACGGCUUUAUAAAACGUACCUGAGUAACAAAUAUGGCUUUUAAUUCAUUGUAACUAACAAUACAACAUAUUCUGAGUUAUGAGAUUCGAAUACAAUUAAUGAUUAUUAUUUUAAUCAACUUUUUCAGGCUGCUUGGUUUUUAGUAUAAAAGUAUAUUACCAUAGAAAUUUCAAUAUUUACAAUAUUUAUUGUUUUGUAUAUCAAAUAAAGGCCGGUAUCUAUUUAUGUAUAAAAUUGAUGACUUUAUUUAUGGGCCUAGUAUCAUAUUGUCAUUUCAGUUUGUAUAAAAUUUUGAAUGUUACACAAUGUUUCAGAACAACGCACGUACUUCAAUUUUAAAUCACACUUCAUAAAAAUAAUAGUAGCUUGGCCAAAUUAUCGUGCUUGAAGAGGAAUCACGAACAGUUAAAAUCAAUUUCAUAGCCAAUAGUCUUUGUGAUGGUAUCCUAUAUAUAUAUAUAUAUCAGUCCUCCAGAUAUAAACUUAUGUAAUAAUGUUAUAGAAUCGUGUAUUUCACCAAAUAUUUUAAUGUGUCGUUACAUUGAUGUUAAUCGUUAAAUUUUUUUAUCAAAUAAGAACAAAGACAAACGUAAAAUCUUCCCUGUAUUCGACUGUUCUAUGUAUAAUGUAAUUUAGUGUAAAUACCAGUACUGUUUAUAUUGAGGCAUGUAUUAAAGCAGCUAUUGUAUAUUAUGUUCUAAUGAAAUGAAAUAAAGUACAUAAUAAA
Plodia interpunctella (Indianmeal moth) is the source of this 4231-nucleotide messenger RNA. RefSeq lists its product as uncharacterized. Lineage: Eukaryota; Metazoa; Arthropoda; Insecta; Lepidoptera; Pyralidae. The record is from RefSeq and is a predicted model, not a curated record. The transcript is spliced from 16 exons. Bases 129 to 2525 code for a protein of 798 amino acids.